Nannospalax galili (Upper Galilee mountains blind mole rat) is the source of this 3733-nucleotide messenger RNA. It is a transcript of the gene Ntrk3, whose product is annotated as neurotrophic receptor tyrosine kinase 3. The record is from RefSeq and is a predicted model, not a curated record. Gene Ontology annotation, molecular function: neurotrophin receptor activity; transmembrane receptor protein tyrosine kinase activity; ATP binding. The coding region runs from base 30 to 1868 and encodes 612 amino acids. Lineage: Eukaryota; Metazoa; Chordata; Mammalia; Rodentia; Spalacidae. Gene Ontology annotation, cellular component: axon; plasma membrane; signaling receptor complex. Gene Ontology annotation, biological process: cell surface receptor protein tyrosine kinase signaling pathway; cellular response to nerve growth factor stimulus; regulation of phosphatidylinositol 3-kinase/protein kinase B signal transduction. The transcript is spliced from 14 exons.
CUCCUCUUUUUUAGAAGCAGCGAUCGGAGAUGGAUGUCUCUCUUUGCCCAGCCAAGUGUAGUUUCUGGCGGAUUUUCUUGCUGGGAAGCGUCUGGCUGGACUAUGUGGGUUCGGUGUUGGCUUGCCCUGCAAAUUGUGUCUGCAGCAAGACUGAGAUCAAUUGCCGGCGGCCGGACGAUGGGAACCUCUUCCCCCUCCUGGAAGGGCAGGAUUCAGGGAACAGCAAUGGGAACGCCAGCAUCAACAUCACAGACAUCUCAAGGAAUAUCACUUCCAUACACAUAGAGAACUGGCGCGGCCUGCACACACUCAAUGCUGUGGACAUGGAGCUCUACACUGGACUGCAGAAGCUGACCAUCAAGAAUUCCGGACUCCGGAGCAUUCAGCCCAGAGCUUUCGCCAAGAAUCCCCACUUACGCUAUAUAAACCUGUCCAGUAACCGGCUCACCACACUCUCAUGGCAGCUCUUCCAGACGCUGAGUCUUCGGGAAUUGAGACUGGAGCAGAACUUCUUCAACUGCAGCUGUGACAUCCGCUGGAUGCAGCUGUGGCAGGAGCAGGGGGAGGCCAGGCUGAACAGCCAAAGCCUCUACUGCAUCAGUGCUGAUGGCUCCCAGCUCCCCCUCUUCCGCAUGAACAUCAGUCAGUGUGAUCUUCCUGAGAUCAGUGUGAGCCAUGUCAACCUGACUGUCCGAGAGGGGGACAAUGCUGUAAUCACGUGCAAUGGCUCUGGUUCCCCACUGCCUGAUGUUGACUGGAUAGUCACUGGGCUACAGUCUAUCAACACCCACCAGACCAAUCUGAAUUGGACCAAUGUACAUGCUAUCAACUUGACCCUGGUGAAUGUGACGAGCGAGGACAAUGGUUUCACCCUGACGUGCAUUGCAGAGAACGUGGUGGGCAUGAGCAAUGCCAGCGUUGCUCUCACUGUUUACUAUCCCCCACGAGUGGUGAGCCUGGUGGAACCUGAGGUGCGCCUGGAACACUGCAUCGAGUUUGUGGUGCGUGGCAACCCGACUCCCACACUGCACUGGCUGUACAAUGGGCAGCCGUUGAGAGAGUCUAAGAUCAUCCACAUGGACUACUAUCAGGAGGGUGAGGUCUCUGAGGGAUGUCUACUCUUCAACAAGCCCACCCACUACAAUAAUGGCAACUACACUCUCAUUGCCAAGAAUGCCCUGGGCACAGCCAACCAGACCAUCAAUGGCCACUUCCUUAAGGAGCCCUUUCCAGAGAGCACAGACUUCUUUGACUUUGAAUCUGAUGCAAGCCCUACGCCUCCUAUCACUGUGACCCACAAACCAGAGGAGGACACUUUUGGGGUAUCCAUAGCAGUUGGACUUGCUGCCUUUGCCUGUGUCCUGCUGGUGGUUCUCUUUAUCAUGAUCAACAAGUAUGGCCGACGGUCCAAAUUUGGGAUGAAGGGUCCUGUGGCUGUCAUCAGUGGUGAGGAGGACUCUGCCAGCCCACUGCAUCACAUCAAUCAUGGCAUCACCACACCUUCCUCAUUGGAUGCUGGGCCUGACACGGUGGUCAUCGGCAUGACUCGCAUUCCAGUCAUUGAGAACCCCCAGUACUUCCGUCAAGGACACAACUGCCACAAGCCAGACACGUGGGUCUUUUCAAAUAUAGACAAUCAUGGGAUAUUAAACUUGAAGGACAAUAGAGACCAUCUAGUCCCAUCAACUCACUAUAUAUAUGAGGAACCUGAGGUCCAGAGUGGGGAUGUGUCUUACCCAAGGACACAUGGUUUCAGAGAAAUUAUGUUGAAUCCAAUAAGCCUUUCCGGACAUUCCAAGCCUCUUAACCAUGGUAUCUAUGUUGAGGAUGUCAAUGUUUAUUUCAGCAAAGGACGUCAUGGCUUUUAAAAACUCCUUUUAAGCCUCCUUGUUCUGAUGUCACCUUGGUAGGAUGGGCCCUCUGAGAGGUUGGAAGCUCUAGGCGUUGUUCUUUUUGGAUCCAGGGAUGCUAAGUAGAAACUGCAUGAACCACCGGUGCUCCCUGCACCCUUUACCACCACUGAGAUGGGUAUGUCUCCAUCCACCACUGGCAGGUUGCCCCUUCCCUCCAGUCAUCACUGUGUUCCUUUUUCUGCGGCCUCCGAGGCAGCUCCUGCCAACAUCUUUAGAGCCAAUAAAGAGAAUUAACAACCUGAGCACCAGGAGCCAUCUUUUAAACACACUAGCCAUUCUCUUGACCCAACCAUCACAAGAAAGCCUGAUGAAGUCCAGCCGUGCUCCAGCCUCACUUUCCUGCUUGGAAGCGUGGGGUCUCCAUGCUGUUCUCUCAGUGAUCUCGUCGCCCUGCAGCCUCCAGUGGGGAAGAGUCACAGAGAGCUCCUAAGCAGAGGUGGAGGUGGCACGGUAAGAGGAGGGGGAGCCAGGCCCAAGUAUUGCCAACAGAUUAGGUCUCAGAGGGAAGAAUGGAAGCCAGUCUUUUUUUUUGUUGUUGUUGUGGAGAAAAAUACCUUUUUUUAAUGGACAUAUUUGGCCCCUCCUUCCUCUUCUCUCUGGAAUGGUUCACAGUGAGUGCGAUAUUAGAAAGUUCCUUGGAAAGAGAUUUUUCCUGACUCCUCCUGGGCCCCUAGAGCUGCAGUUCUGACAAGUUUUGCCUACAGGAGGUCUUGUCCAUGAAUUGACCAUCCUACUAGGACCACAAGGGACCAAGGGAAUCAGGGACCAAGGCCCCACCUGCUAGCCCGUGAUCCUGGGAUUGGCUCUCUCCCCCUACUUCCACUUAUUCUUGACUCUGAGAACUUUUGGAUCCCAAUGGAAUCACCAUGACAAGGUCAAGAUGAACUGAAGGGGAAGAGAAGUAAAACUUGGCCUCCUCCAGCCCCUCUCAUGGCACCGAUGGAAGUGUCACCCUGUUCUCUGGUCGAUAUAUGUGUUCACUUUGCUUGCUUUCACUCAUGCCUUACUCCAUAGCCAUCCUCUCCCAAAGAGGGGGUUGUCCCUCACCCACUUUCAACUUGACCCUCUGGGGAGAGGGAAGGGGAUGACAGUCCCUUGCUUAAUAAGAAAGGCAGGGCUUGAAGCUCUGAUACCUGAGUAUGUUCUGGCUUGGCCCAGCUCUCCCUAGCUCCAGGAGGGUCUCCAUUAUGGGAAGGAAUGUGGAGCACUCUGAGGAGAAUUCUUGGGACAACAUAAAUCAUAUAACCCAGUAUGUUCUGGGGUAGUGUUGCACAGCCAUGGAAGGUAGAGACUAUGAUUUUGGCAAAUUUAGCAAAUUUACCUGGGAGCUAAUGAUCCUGGGUCCUGUGGAAAGUAGUUCUUCAUGUCAGGUUGCUGGCCUGAUGUUAAAGAUGCCUCCAUGGGGUUUAUAAACACGAAGCUUUCCAAGUUCUCACCUGUGACCUGGAGUGUCCUCUGUAAUGCCACUUGAGGCUGAGGGUUUCUCCAGGGCCCGGGUGUGUAGUUGUCUAGCCCCUUCCAUCUCCCCUCACCCUAUUCCUUGUGGCUCCAUGUCAGGCUUUUCCCCAUCACACCCUGCUGACCCCUUGGGUUCAGUUCUCCUCCCGAGUGUGGCUUUAAGGAGUAAGCUUGAGGAUGAUGUUUUUAAUCGUUGUAAAUCAUGACCUCAUUUCCAGCCUCCAGGCUCCAUCCAUUCCAGCAUCUUUUAUUCUGCCAUUUCUUCACCUUGUGCUAUGACAAUGGGGCGUUGUGUUUCCACAGAGACUUAUAGGAGUGUUCAGUGUAUAGUUUCUUAAUAAACACUUUAUUUUCUAAUGAAA